Messenger RNA from Plasmodium coatneyi, 1407 nucleotides. RefSeq lists its product as uncharacterized. Bases 1 to 1407 code for a protein of 468 amino acids. Gene Ontology annotation, molecular function: thiosulfate-cyanide sulfurtransferase activity; URM1 activating enzyme activity; nucleotidyltransferase activity. Gene Ontology annotation, cellular component: cytoplasm. The record is from RefSeq and is a predicted model, not a curated record. The transcript has a single exon. Lineage: Eukaryota; Apicomplexa; Aconoidasida; Haemosporida; Plasmodiidae.
AUGGAAGCAGACUUAUUUUAUAAAAACUUCGAUAAAGAAAUAAUCGACAAAUAUGCCAAGUAUAUGAACAUACAAGACAUUCCAUGUGAUUCGCUGGAGAAGAUUUUCCAGACGAAGGUUUUAAUCAUCGGCUUGGGAGGACUAGGCUCCCCAGUCUGUCUUUACUUAUCCAAAUUUGGGUUCAAAGCAAUAGGGCUAAUUGAUGGAGACACAGUGGAGGUGUCAAAUUUGCAGAGGCAAAUAAUACAUGCAGAAAAGCAUACCGGAAUGAAUAAAACGCUGUCCGCCAAAUUGACUGUAAAAAACAUGGGAAACGACGAUGCCAAUAUAAAAUGUUACCCAUUUUAUUUAGACAAAAAAAAUGGAUUGCAGAUUGUGAAGGAUUACGAUAUUGUUGUCGAUUGCACCGAUAACAUUGCGACCCGAUUUUUAAUUAAUGACCUGUGCGUUUUGUACAAAAAGAAGUUAAUUUUCGGGAGUGCGUUAGGCCUAUAUGGACAGUUAAACGUUUUUAAUAUGACUAAAGAAACUUCCAACUGUUAUAGGUGCUUGCAAAACUUCAACAACCACACAGAACAAAAUGACUGUGAUGAAAAUGGAAUCCUCUCCACCGUAACUGGGAUUAUUGGCAUUUUACAGGCCAAUGAAGUGAUCAAACUUUCCGCUAAUUUGCACCAGGAAACUUUGCAAAAUUUUUUAACGUACAAUAGUUUAGCCAGUAGGAGGCCAUUUGAAACACUCAACAUAAAUAGAAAAAAUCAAAAUUGUCUUUGCGCCUGGGGCGACUCUGCAAGGCUGCGGGAGUUCAUCGAUCGGAACGACUACCAAGGUGGGGGUGCCAGCCCGACUGACCUCGCCUGCGUCAGUGGCAAAGGCAUAUCCGCCUACCAGUACGACAUAGGCAUUGUCCACUUUCUGCAGGUCAUGAACAACGAUUUUUCCUUUUUCCAGUUCCCUGUAGACCAUUUAUGCAUUUUGGACAUACGUAAGUACAACAACGCCAAUGUGUACGGCUUAAAGAAUUCCAUCAAGUGGAGCUUCUACGACAUUAUGGAAUCCAUAAAUAAUUAUGCCAACAGCUCCAACCAACUAACUCAGCUAAUUCUGGACAAACUACAAAUAUCCACACGUACUGGAAAUGUAGUUGUCAUUGUCAUAUGCAGACGGGGCAUUGAUUCUUUGAAGAUUGCUAAAUAUUUUAAUAAUUUUUUUUUGGUGGAUUCGACAGAGGGGAACAAAACAUCUCCCCGUCAGGAUUCCUCUACCGACACCACCCUUCAAAUUUGCACAAACCAAAAAACGGCCAAUAAAUCCGAUUUUCAGGACAAGCAGAUUUUUACCUACAAUAUGAAGGGCGGCUACCUGGAGCUUCAAAAAAGGGUGUUUAAAAAUUUGCCAUUUUUGUAA